AUUUCCGCAAGAAAUAGAGUGAUUUGCAGCUGAAAAUGUGCAUGUGGUCUUGUGCCAAGGCUACCACCACACAGGACUUCAAUGCUGCCAUGGAGAGACUAAAAAGGAUCAAUGCUGGGGCUUGGGAGUACUUAGAUAAGAUAAGCCCUAAACAAUGGAGCAGAGCUCAUUUUAGUGAGUACCUUAAGUUGGACAACUACACCAACAACAACUGCGAGGUCUUUAAUGCCAAGGUGAAGAAGAUGAAGGGUAAGCCUAUAAUUACGAUGUUGGAGGAAGUGAGGUGCUACGUAAUGCGGAUUAUGGCUAGAAACAAAAAGGCUUUGGUUGGGUACAGUGGAAGGUUAGCUCCAACCCAACAGAGCAGAUUAGAAAGGGAAAAGCGAGAGAGCAACAAAUGGAGGCCUCUGCCUACUGGAGAUGACGCAGGGAAUGUGUAUGAGGUGCAUUGUCUGCCAAUUAAGGUAAGUGUGGACCUUGGCAAAGGUACAUGCAGCUGUCGAUUAUGGCAAAUCACAGGGCUACCAUGUAGACAUGCCUGUGCUGCUUUGGCUUACCAGAACAGGAGGCCCGAAGAAUAUGCACACAACUGGCUUACCAUGGGUGCAUACAACGCAGCCUAUCAGACUUCCAUGCGUCCAGUUCCAAGCCAGGAGUACUGGGAGCACCUUGAAACCCUCCCCAUUCUUCCACCACUGUAUAGAAAACCAAUCGGGCGACCAACACUCAAGAGAGACAAGAGAAAUGAUGGCCCUAAAGAGAAGAGUGACCCUCAUAGAACUACGAGGAGGAUUGGGACUAUUAUCUGCAAGUACUGCCUCCAGGCUGGUCACAAUAAGAGAAGUUGUAAAAAGCGGAAGGAAGCUAUGGGUGAAGGGAGUUCUGCACCUCAAGCACUAGCAGAUGAGGAGGAUGAGGAUAUGCUGGCUGAAAUGUACUAUGAGGAGACAUUAGAGGAUGCAGAGGCUGAACAAGAGGCCACUGAAGAGAGAAACAAAACCACACCAGCCCACACUCCGCAACAGCCUCACCCAAUGCCUCGCCCACCAACUGCACCACCACAACCACCAACAAACAACGUAACAACCAGAAAACAAGUUAGAAGGAGAAGUGUUAAACGACCGCCUCCGACCGGACAAAGACAGCAGCCAACGACACCACCUGCCAACCAGCCAGCUACAACUCCAUCCACACACAACUCUCAAACUGCGCCUCAUCCAAUGCAAGGUGCUAGUGUAGGAACAAGCACCCGGUUCAUGCAGUUCAUGCCCACACCUGGAGUUGUGACUCCAACUGCUAGAGGUCGAGGCACAUCUGACACAGGGAGAGGUCAAGGUAGAGGUCGAAGCAGGAUACGUGGAUCAAGCGGAGGAAAAAAUGGCCUAUCAAGUGGGAGCAGUAACUCGACCCCAAUAUCGUAGACUAGUUAUGGUUGCUUUUUGUUGUAUUUAGUUUACACCAGUGAGAAACAUAACUCUUGUGUUUUGUUAUGCAUUUUCAUGCUUUUGCUUAGAUAUGACUUAGUAAUGCUUUUAUGGAGGGUGUAAUUUCAGUUGCCAGUACAGAGCAGUUUGUCUUACUUCAUAAGUUUUGGAACCUGCAGCAUCUUUAUUUAUAUAAGGAACGAAGUCUUGUUACAGAUUUUA
This is a messenger RNA of Arachis ipaensis, 1646 nucleotides long. RefSeq lists its product as uncharacterized. NCBI's taxonomy places the organism in Eukaryota, Viridiplantae, Streptophyta, Magnoliopsida, Fabales, Fabaceae. Gene Ontology annotation, molecular function: zinc ion binding. The record is from RefSeq and is a predicted model, not a curated record.